AUUGUUUAUGACUCAGAAUAACCAGCACUUGCUGUUGUUUUGCAUGUAAUUUUGCUGGUAAAGAAGAAGAGCUCUAAGCUAAAGAAAAAAUUAGUGUCACCUUGUGAAUACUACUUCUUUCCCUAAAUAUUCAUCUUGGCAAAGAUUCAUAUACUGGUUGCUGCUCAUUACAGCAAUUGAAGAGCGCGCUCCAUUCUGAAGUCUCGAGAAACAGAGAAAAUGCCAAUGUUUAAAAAAUACUCCAUUUACAUUUUCCUGGCCAUAGCAUCCUUUGGCAAUGUCAUUGGGACAACGUUGGCUCCUGAAGAGUGUAAAAAUACAGUCACAGGCCAGGGCUACAGGGGCUUGAAACAAGAGACUAAGGCCGGUAUACCCUGUCAAAGAUGGGACGUUCACUCGCCACAUUCGCACAUGGCUACGACCGCAGCGACAUAUCCAAAUGCCGGAUUGGAAGAAAAUUAUUGUCGGAACCCUGACCAUGAACCGGGUGGUCCAUGGUGCUAUACUUUGGCCACAACCACAAGAUGGGCAUACUGCGACGUGCCAAAAUGUCCUAACGCACCCGAUUGUAAAGAUACUAUCAAGGGCGGGGAAUACCGAGGAUUUGUGAAUACUACACGAGAAGGUUUAACCUGCCAGCAAUGGGGAGCGCAAUCUCCACAUCAGCAUUCCGUAACCAAUGCCUACUUUCCUGGCAAGGGAGUAUACUUGAAUUACUGUAGGAAUCCAGACGGAGAACCAGAGGGACCUUGGUGUUACACCACAUCGCCAAGUGUUCGCAUGCAAUACUGCAACGUUCCACUUUGCGACGAAGAAAAAGUCAUGUGUGCCGAAAUAACAUGUCAAGAGAAUGCUAAAUGUAUGAAGAUAGAUGGAACAUAUCAAUGUGGUUGUAAACAGGGCUAUACUGGAACAGCCUCAAGCUGCCAAGAUAUCAAUGAAUGCUCAAACUCUGAAUUAAAUGAAUGUUCGCAAGUUUGCAUUAACAAUGGUGGAGGCUACAAUUGCUCUUGCCAACAAGGCUAUACAUUGCAAGGACGAGGCACUUGCAUUGACAUAGAUGAAUGCUUAACUGCCAACUGUCACACCGAAUCAACUUGCACCAAUACAAAUGGAGCUUAUAGCUGUAAUUGCAAUUCAGGCUUUGUCGGUAAUGGUACAAUAUGUGAAGAUGACGACGAGUGCCUAAAAUCACCUUGCCAUUCCAAUGCCACAUGUUCAAACUCCUUUGGGUCAUUCAAUUGUUCAUGCAAGCAAGGUCUCAUUGGUAAUGGCACCGAAUGCGAAGACGUAAAUGAAUGCUUAGAAAGCCCUUGCCACGACAAUGCAACAUGCCUCAAUACCUUUGGAUCCUUUCAGUGUACAUGCAAGGAAGGCUUUUUUGGCAAUGGCACCGAAUGCGAAGACGUAAAUGAAUGUUUAGAGAGCCCUUGCCACGACAAUGCAACAUGCCUCAAUACCUUUGGAUCCUUUCAAUGUUCAUGCAAGGAAGGCUUUUUUGGUAAUGGCACCGAAUGCGAAGACGUAAAUGAAUGUUUAGAGAGCCCUUGCCACGACAAUGCAACAUGCCUCAAUACCUUUGGAUCCUUUCAAUGUUCAUGCAAGGAAGGCUUUUUUGGUAAUGGCACCGAAUGCGAAGACGUAAAUGAAUGCUUAGAAAGCCCUUGCCACGACAAUGCAACAUGCUUGAAUACCUUUGGAUCCUUUCAAUGUACAUGCAAGGAAGGCUUUUUUGGCAAUGGCACCGAAUGCGAAGACGUAAAUGAAUGUUUAGAGAACCUUUGCCACAAGAACGCAACAUGUCAGAAUAUGUUUGGAACAUAUCAAUGUACUUGCAAGGAAGGCUUUAGUGGCAACGGCAUCGCAUGCGUAGACGUAAACGAAUGCUUAAAGAACCUUUGCCAUGACAACGCAACAUGUCAGAAUACCCUUGGGUCGUUUCAGUGUAAUUGUAAGGAAGGCUUUAGUGGGAACGGAACCGCAUGCGUAGACAUAAAUGAAUGUUUAGAUAACCCUUGCCAUACUAAUGCAACAUGCACUAAUGCUCUUGGAUCUUUCCAAUGUACAUGUGCAACUGGGCUAUCUGGCAAUGGUUUUUCUGGUGAAAGCAAUUCAUGUUAUGAUGAGAAUGAAUGCUUUCAGAACCCAUGCCAUGUUGAUGCUACAUGUUUUAACACAGUAGGGUCGUUUGAAUGCAUUUGCAACAUUGGAUUUAAAGGUGAUGGAAAUAUAUGUGAAAAAGAAGUGGUUUCGACUAACGUCGAAUCAAGCUCGUUGCAAAUGCCAACAGUGACAUAUGGUUCAAAAGCAACUCAGUUUAAGGAUGUAGAGCCUACGACAGUUUCAGUGAUGACAUCAAAUGUACAAAAUUAUAGCCACCAGAUCGAGGUAAUUUUCAAAAUCGAAGACCCGGUGAUUGAAGGAAUGUUAUUGAACCUGACAGAUAAAGACAUCAUCAACGAAAUUUUGAAUCCAAUUUCAGAUCUCUAUUCCAGUUUGAAAAACGCAAUCAAGACAGAGCUCGAAAAUAAAAUACUUCCAGAGUUGGAUAACGUCACAGCUAUCACAGUGGUGUCGAUAGGAUCACCGAGCAUUGGUUUUUUGGAAGUGAAAACAACGUUUUUAUAUAAAACCAACAUAACGUACGAAAACACUGUAAUAGAAAGUUCGAUUAUGAAGACACUGAAUGGCAGCCUUGCAGGUGCGAGAAUCAUGACUAUGAAAGUAGGUGCCAGAGUUGGUAGCCGGUGCAACGACGCGUCUUGCAACAAUGCUACGGAAAUUGAGUUCAGUAAAAAAGGCUCUGAUAAUAUCAGUUUGAUAAUUGGAGCAUGCAUUGCUGCCUCGGGAUUGUUUCUUUUUGGCUUCAUGCUGUGCAGGAGCAAAAAGGGACAGAAUUUCAGGAAGCAGACCUUUGGGAGUUUUUCUGGGAGAAAUUCUGUUACCCCUUCAGAGCAUGCACUUUCAAAGCUAGGGACAGAGUCGAGUUCAAUCUGCAAAGAAGCUGACGACAACGGCUCCUUGUAUUUGGCUUAGGUUUCACGUCAUUCUUGGAGCCCCAGUGUAGAAAAACCUUGCAAUUUAGCUGCA
Molecule: messenger RNA, 3090 nt
Organism: Rhopilema esculentum
Lineage: Eukaryota; Metazoa; Cnidaria; Scyphozoa; Rhizostomeae; Rhizostomatidae
Molecular function (GO): calcium ion binding
Source: RefSeq, a predicted model, not a curated record